AUGCAUAUUCAUCAAGAAAAAAAUUCAAUGAACAAGUCAACAUCGACUGUAAAUAAAGAGGUGCAACAAACACAACAACAACAACAUACUAGAGUAAUAAUGGAAUAUCAAUAUGGACAAAACACUCAUUAUUUUGGACUUCAACAUUUACAGAAGCCAUUACAAGGAAAAGAAUUAUUUGGAGAAUUAGAAGACGAAUUAUGGAAUGAGUUAGAAAAACUCGAACAACAUGAAGAACAACAAAAAGAAAAGAAAAGACAAUGGGAACAACAUUGUUUAGAUUUAUUUGAAUCUUAUGAAGAAUUGAAUGAAGAUAAUAUGGAACCUCAAAGACAAAACACUCCAGUGGAAAAUAUGGACGACGAUGAUCAAUGUAAUAUAGAGCCAUCUACCGUUCAACAUGUUGAAAAAAUUAAUUCAGAUGUCAGUCUUGGACAACCUGCUUUUAUUCAAGCAUUUGAACGUUUUGGUGUAUAUGAACAAUAA
Molecule: messenger RNA, 486 nt
Organism: Rotaria sp. Silwood2
Lineage: Eukaryota; Metazoa; Rotifera; Eurotatoria; Philodinida; Philodinidae
Source: the annotation of a GenBank genome assembly